AUGAUAUGCGCCGAAACUCUGUCUAUGAAUUGGACUCAAAUCAAGGAUUGCAUCGAUGGCUCACAUGGAGACCGAUUAUUAGUGGCUCAUUCGCACCGGACAUUCAAUUUAUCGCCUCAACACCACUUCAUUCCCUGGAUUAUUGUCGACGGAACCCAUACUCAAGAGUUCCAACAGAGAUCGCAGAUGAAUCUCAUGCAAUACAUGUGCGAAACCUAUCACAACAAUCACGUAUGAAAAC
Medioppia subpectinata is the source of this 241-nucleotide messenger RNA. NCBI's taxonomy places the organism in Eukaryota, Metazoa, Arthropoda, Arachnida, Sarcoptiformes, Oppiidae. The record is from the annotation of a GenBank genome assembly.